UGUUUUCCUUUCCCCCUGUUUAUUUCGCUAUCGGAUCAAUGGAGAAUUAAUCGACAUGCGGAAACAAGCGCCUCUCUGACACUGGAUAUAAACAACGAUUCUCACACUGAUGCUUUUUUGACGACUAAACAGGAGAUAAACAUCGACUAGGGACUUAUAUAUGGAUUAUGUAAGGAAACAAACACUUUCAUGAGGGGAUUUUGGUAUGGUUGUGCUUGAAUUCAUUAUAUUUGAUAGAGCAAGCUAAGUUAUGAAUGAAUUGACGUCAAUAUGAUGCACUUUAAACUUUGUUUACACACAUUUUGCACUUCAAAAUAAACAUUACCAUUCAUAAUCGUUGUUUGGGGAUGUAAUAUUAAUAUUUUCUACUUUAAAUUACUCAACUGAAUACAGUCAAACUAAUUUCUCCCAGUGUUGACCAUCUGUGGCACUGAAAUGGGAAGUAUGUGCCACUUGGGAAUGGAUUUUGGGAAUGUCCUGUGAUUUGGGAACGAUGAGCAACGGACCCACUAUUGUCUAUGAGUGGCUGAAAACCCUUCAGCUGUGUCAGUAUGUGGAGUCUUUUGUUGAUAAUGGUUAUGAUGACCUGGAGGUGUGCAAACAGAUAGGAAACCCUGAUCUGGAUGCCAUCGGGGUCAUCUCUCCACACCACAGGGAAAAGCUGCUCCGGGCUGUGGAGAGACUACGGGAUGAAGACAAGAAAGUGGCACCAGCUCUAUAUUUCACCCUAGAACCCCUUCCUCAUGGCACAUACCCAAAUACAUCUCAAAUUAGUGACUGCAAACAGAAAAUCACCAAAUCAUGGGUCAACUCAACCUGCGACAGGCCUAGGAUUGGAUUUUCCAGUGACAUUACAGCUUUGGAGAUCCAUAAGGAGCCGGUGGUGUAUCCCAAACUCAAGCUGAAGAUAAUGAUUCGGGAUAAACUGGUGAAGGAUGGAAUUGACCUGAGCAAAACGCCCUACUCGUAUAAAGAUGGCUCUCUGGGAAACAUUGCAGAUCUGGCCCAAGAGUAUUCAGAGUAUUACAGCACGUCCUACAGCGAAGUGUGCGACAGAAUGGAGGAGUUACGCAAACGCAAAGUCACUCAAGAAGCAGAGACGGGAAAAGCUGAAUCAACAACAUCCCUUCAGCUGCGCUUGGAGAUCCAGGAAACACUGGGUCUGUCUAGUGCAGUCUCCACACCUGAAAUAGAGAGACGGCAGACGAUGCAAAAGUCCAGCUCUGAGGACGGCUCAGCAGGAAGGUGGGACAGAAAGAAGAACAAAUCAUUCUGGCAAAAUUUCCGCAAGACACAGAAAGGGAGCUUUCGAACGCCACCGAAAGGGGAGGAUUUGGGCUUCGUGGCCAGCGAGAUUACCAUGAGCGAUGAUGAACGCAUCCAGCUGAUGAUGAUGGUGAAGGAGAAGAUGAUCACAGUGGAGGAAGCUCUGGCUCGGCUGAAGGAAUACGAAACCCAGAACAAGCAGUCCAGCAGCGCAGAUAUGACUGACUGGACAGAGACGCCGAGUCCCUCCAUGACUGAAUCCUCCUACUGUAACUCGAGAGAACAGUCAGAGGAUGAGCUGGAAGAGUCCGUCACUUUCCGACGUCUUCAUAAACUGGUCAAUUCAACCCGGCGCGUCAGAAAGAAGCUUAUCAGAAUUGACGAAGCUAAAAAACAUGGCUCAAAAGAUGUGUUGAGUUUGGAGGCGUCUCCGUCAGGCGAGGGGGUCUCUCUGUAUUCGGGGGUCCACAAGCGUGAAGUGGGGGUCCAGGAGCAGCUCUCUCUGGACAGUCUGAGCACGUCUCCGUCCUCCAGCAGUCUGGACACCAGCAGCAGCGGCCAGCGGCUCUUCAGGGCCUUCAGUAAAUCCUGCAGCGCACAGGGUCUGGAGGCGCCGGCGGGGCCUGCGGGACAGGGCUCUGGGUUGGAUGGAGGCAGCGGAUCCUCCUUCUCUGAGGCGGACGGGGAGCUGGAGCCCAGGAUGUCCCGCUCUGUGACAGAUGGGGAGAUGAGGAGAGCACUCAACCCUGCCAACUACCAUGGGAGAACUUGUAGUUUUGGAGGAUUUGAUCUGACAAGCCGAUCAGUGUACAUGAGCAGCAGCAGCUCCGACCCUACAAAUGAAAACGGUGAGAUCAGCCUGAGAGAUUCAUCCAGAUCUCCAACACCGUCCCGUAUCUCUCUGGGCAAGAAGGUGAAAUCUGUUAAAGAGACCAUGAGGAAACGCAUAUCCAAGAAAUACAGCUCCUCUCCAUCAGAGCAGUCGAGCCCCAGCAGAGCUCCCAGCAGCCCUCAGUCUCCUCACACAGACACAGACUCUCUGGAGAAACCCAAGCUGAAGGCUGGAGGGUCAGUGGAGAGUUUGAGGAGCUCGCUCAGCGGACAGAGCUCCAUGAGUGGCCAGACUGUCAGCACCACAGACUCCUCUGCUAGUAACCGAGAGAGUGUGAAGUCAGAAGAUGGAGAUGAAGAUGAGCUGCCAUACAGAGGACCGUUCUGUGGCCGAGCGCUCGUUCACACAGACUUCACCCCAAGCCCAUAUGACACAGAUUCACUUAAACUCAAGAGAGGAGAUGUGAUCGCCAUCAUCAGUAAGCCGCCGAUGGGCACGUGGAUGGGGCUGCUGAACAGCAAGGUGGGAACGUUUAAGUUCAUCUAUGUGGACGUCCUGAACGAGGAAGAGGAGAAACCCAAACGCAGCGUGAAGAAGAGGAGGAAGAGCCGCCCUCCAAAACCCACCUCUGUGGAGGAGCUGCUGGAGCGCAUCAGCCUCAAAGAGCACAUGCCGACGUUCCUGUUUAACGGCUAUGAGGAUCUGGACACGUUCAAGCUGCUGGAGGAGGAAGAUCUGGAUGAGCUGAACAUCAGAGACCCUCAACACAGAGCUGUGCUGCUGACGGCUGUAGAGCUCCUGCAGGAGUGUGACAGUAACAGUGACCCGGAGCGUGAGGAAUCCUCCCAGGAGAAGCUGCUGUCAGAGAGCAGUGUCCCGCCGGCAGACUCUCCUCGAGAUUCAGGCUGCUACGAGAGCAAUGAAAACCUGGAGAACGGCAAAGGCAGAAAGGCGUCUCAUUUAAGCAGGUCAUCUUCAGGCUUUGAGUCCAGUCAUCUGUCCUCCCCUGAGUUCCCCAUCCCACCCCUCUGCCAUUCCAGCCGGUCCGUCCCACAAACCCGACGGGACAUCCCACAGCAGACAGACUCCAUUAAGACUCUUCAUCUGGAAAUGAGCCACUUCACGCUUGGAGAAAACCCAAUGAGCCGCAGCUGUGGAGCUCUGGAUCAUCUCUCCACUCAAACACCGAUAAUAAAACCCUAUUUCUCAGUGGAGGAGCUUCAUCUGGACCAAAUUCCCCAAUAUAAGCGUCCCUACAGCUUUGAGAACAUCAGACCUGCUGCUGAAGUACAGCCUGAGAGGAUUGAGGAAAACCCAAGUCAGGAUCUUCUUAAGUCUGAAGAGGUCUUCGCCAACAUCGAGUCCAGUGUUUCUGUGGUUGAGUAUGAAGAGGUUCCUGUUGAUGAUUUUCCACCAAACGCACCACAAACCAAACCUCCAGUUCCUCCGAAACCUUUUCCUCUGCCGUUAUUGAAGAGCACAGGGAUAAAGCUGGUUUCUACAAGCACAUCCAGGUCAAAUUCUAAUCUGGACAUUCCCAAGAUCUCCAAAUCACUCAUUUAUAGACCUGUGAAGAAAGUUCAGUCUGUCAAGAUGGCCAGUCUGGAGAUUUUAGUGGAGGAGAAAUUGUGCUCUGAUGGCAUCGACCUCACAGAAGAGCCAUAUUCUGACAAGCAUGGCCGUUACGGAGUGCCGUUCUCUCUGGUUCAGAGGUAUUCUGAAGAUCUGGACAAACCUUUGGGUGAUGUUGCCAUUCUGAUCGACCAGACCAGAGUCCAGCAACUUCUGAAGCAGCAUCGUAUAGCAAUCCCUUUGAGAAGUCUAUCAGAGGUCUGUGUGAUCCCUUAAAACACAUCUGGACAUCAUCAUCCUGGACAUUAGAGAUGAUACAGUACAGCAGGAUAUAUUUGACUGUGAGUUUGCAAAGAAUCAGUGAACCGACUCCUGAAUCAUAAAUCAAUGACUCUUAACGACUCAGCAGAUAAAAGCAGUCCCUUUUUCCAACAUAUUCUGGCUUUAUAGCGUUUAGACAGCACAGUAGAAAAUGAACUGACUUUCAUUAGUGGCUGUGUUUUGAAUGGGGUCAUUAUUAGUGGACACUCAAAUGAUUAAUUCAUUUUAAUGUGUAAUGACCUAAAGGUGCCACUUCCAGUUUUAAGCAGCUUUUUAAGAAUUUGUGGAAACUGUUUCCUUUGAAAGUGUACAUAUAGUAGUGUGUGAUCAUAUUUGUUGUCAUAUGUUUUGGAAAUAUUGGAUGGAUCAUCAUCAUAUCGGUUUGAUUUUCAAUAGACGCAUUUUUUAUUAUUGUCAUAAACGUCAUCAGUCCAGAUUAAGCAGCAUGCUGGCAUUGACUAAUGUUCAAACAGAUUUCCAAGCAUAUUUAUUUCCUGCUGUAAUAUAGUGUCAAUUGAUGAUUUCUUUUUCUUUGCUUGUAGCAUUUAUCAUACCUGUUUUAAUUUACAUUCUGUGACAGGAGUAAAGAAGGUUCUGUUAUGUCUUGGGAUAAUGCAAGUUGGCGUGAAUGAACUGUGAAAGGUUGUGCAUGGAUUUUUUAGAGAUAAAUGUGUUUUUAAAACUAAUAAAGUCAAAAAACUA
Molecule: messenger RNA, 4693 nt
Organism: Danio aesculapii
Lineage: Eukaryota; Metazoa; Chordata; Actinopteri; Cypriniformes; Danionidae
Gene: sash1b
Product: SAM and SH3 domain containing 1b
Exons: 20
Coding region: 473-3946 (1157 amino acids)
Molecular function (GO): protein binding
Source: RefSeq, a predicted model, not a curated record